CAACUCUUCAGAAUCCUGCCGGUAGAAACAUUCCUUCAGAGUUCCCCUAGUGUUAGUCAUUCACUAUUUACCCUGUUAUAAUUCUCAGACUUAAUAACCAGAUGUGAGAGCAAAAGGAUCAUUUACCGCCACAUAACCGCCUAUUGGAACAGCACCAUGUCUGUGUUUUGAUAGUUCUGCUUGCCGUGUUGCUACUUUCAGCAGCAUUCCACUACACAUUGGUGGUCCAGCGACAGCCCCCUUCACAGACCCCCAUCCUUCCCAACCCACAGUCUGUGAGGGAAGCUAUACUAGAACAGAGAGAGAGAGAGAGAGAGAGAGAGACUUGACUCUGGCCACACACUGACAUGCUUUAAAAAGAGAGAGAGUGGAGAAAAGAAACGUCAGAGUGCAGAGAAGGAGGGAGGGUGCACUCUCUUUUGGAGGAGAGGGAAAGUGAGGGAAUCAUACAGAGGCAGAGGUACCCGGGAAAUAGAGGGAACAAAAGAGAGACUGGGGGUUUUUAUAAAUGGACAUGGAGGAUUCUGCCGGAGGAGCUCGUAAAGCCACCAAGAGUAAACUGUUUGAGUUUCUCGUCCAUGGAGUGCGUCCAGGGAUGACCUCAGGGCCACGGAUGCCCCAUCAAGGCGCUCCCAUGGGGCCUCCUGGUCCUCCAUAUGGGGGAACACCACCAAUUCGUGCAGGGAUGCCUAACUCAGCACUAGACCCCAAUCGAAAACGUCCUGCCCCAACCCCGCCAGUACAACCUCCCCCUGUCCCGAACCGUCCCAGAAAGAAACCACUUGGAUUUCCAGCAACAAAUGAGAUAUCUGCAAGACAGAUGGACAUGAGAGACGCCCAAUCAGAUCCUUCAAUUGGAUGCUUCAAUGCCAAGAGAAGAAAAAUGGCAGACAAGAUUCUCCCUCAGAGGGCAAACCAAAAAGAGUUAAUUCGUUAUGACAAGAUCCGGGAACUGGUGCCAGAGUCCCAGGCGUACAUGGACCUCCUGGCUUUUGAGCGCAAACUUGACCAAACCAUUAUGAGGAAGAGGGUGGAUAUACAAGAAGCCCUCAAAAGACCAAUGAAGCAAAAGCGUAAACUACGACUGUACAUUUCAAACACUUUCAACCCUGCCAAACUUGACGCAGAGGACUCUGAGGGCAGCAUUGCAUCCUGGGAGCUGCGUGUAGAGGGCAAAUUGUUGGAUGAUCCUGGAAAACAAAAGAGGAAGUUUUCGUCUUUCUUUAAGAGUCUUGUUAUUGAGCUGGAUAAGGAUCUGUAUGGCCCUGACAACCACUUAGUGGAGUGGCACCGCACUCCGACGACCCAGGAGACCGACGGCUUCCAGGUGAAGAGACCUGGCGAUGUGAAUGUGCGCUGUACCCUCUUACUCAUGCUGGAUUACCAGCCUCCUCAGUUUAAGUUGGAUCCUCGCCUUGCACGUCUCCUUGGCAUCCACACUCAGACCCGCUCCUGCAUCAUCCAGGCUUUAUGGCAGUACGUCAAGACCAACAAGCUGCAGGAUCCUCAUGAGAAGGAGUACAUCAACUGUGAUAAAUAUUUCCAGCAGAUCUUUGACUGUCCUCGUCUGAAGUUUUGUGAGAUCCCCCAGCGACUAACUAACCUUCUGCUGCCGCCUGAUCCUAUUGUGAUCAAUCAUGUUAUCAGCGUGGAUCCAAAUGACCAGAAGAAGACAGCAUGCUAUGACAUAGAUGUUGAAGUUGAUGAUCCUCUUAAGAGUCAGAUGAAUGGAUUCCUGCUGUCCACAGCCAAUCAGCAAGAAAUUGCAUCGCUGGACAACAAGAUCCAUGAAACUAUCGAGUCCAUCAACCAACUGAAGAUCCAAAGAGAUUUUAUGCUUAGCUUCUCAAGGGACCCCAAGGGCUACAUCCAGGACUGGAUCUGCUCCCAGAACCGGGACCUUAAGCUGAUGACAGACACUGUAGGAAAUCCAGAGGAAGAGAGAAGAGCAGAGUUUUAUAACCAGCCCUGGUCUCAGGAAGCUGUUAGCCGCUAUUUCUAUUGCAAGAUUCAGCAACGAAGACAGGAGCUUGAACAAGCUUUGGCAGUGCGAAACACCUAAAAUAGCACAGUUU
Carassius auratus (goldfish) is the source of this 2075-nucleotide messenger RNA. RefSeq names its product SWI/SNF-related matrix-associated actin-dependent regulator of chromatin subfamily D member 3-like. The record is from RefSeq and is a predicted model, not a curated record. The coding region runs from base 509 to 2062 and encodes 517 amino acids. The transcript has 15 exons. NCBI's taxonomy places the organism in Eukaryota, Metazoa, Chordata, Actinopteri, Cypriniformes, Cyprinidae.